AAAUACAAUUUGUGCCUUUUUUAACCGAUUCUGACCUCUGCCCUGUCAAGUGUUCGCGGACUUUGUGCAUCGGAAGGAGGAGAAGGAGAAGAACUGGAGAAACAAAGCGUCACAGUUCGAUCCGCGAUCGCGUCGAGUAUGGAUCAUUUUGUGGGCGAGCCACUUUUCACCAACAAUCUGCUUCCAUCGAGUGGACCCGGCGGACCGAGUCCCUCGGAGGCGCGUAACAAUGAAACUCGAAGAGGUGCUGGCAUUUUGGGAACAAUCUUUUUGAUUGUGAACACUACGCUGGGGGCUGGAUUAUUGAAUUUCCCGCAGGCCUUCGACAAGGCCGGUGGAGUAGGAACCUCCGUUGUGGCUCAACUUGGCUUUCUUGUUUUCAUCACAGCUGCUCUGGUGAUACUGGCCAGCUGUAGCAAUAGUACAGGCACCGAUACCAUGCAGGACACGUUCGCUGGAUUAUGCGGAUCCAAGUCACUUGCUUUCUGCGGAAUAUGCGUGGCUAUUUACAGUUUCGGUUGCUGCUUGACAUUCCUGAUAAUUGUUGGCGAUCAGUUCGACAGAGUGUUCGCCACCUAUUACGGACUUGACUAUUGUCAUACGUGGUAUUUAUCCAGGCCAUUCGUGACAGCUUUAUCUUGCAGUAUGUUUAUAUUGCCCCUAUGCUUCUUUAAAAGAUUAGACGUUCUAAGUUACGCAAGUUCUGUUGGUUGCAUAACCAUCGUGUACGUCGUAUGGUUGAUUAUUUACAAAAGCAUCACCAUACAGAACGGUACUGUACCACCUAUAAAAAUCUGGCCGGAUAAUGGAUAUGAGGUUCUUCAGAUAAUACCCAUCAUUUGCUUCGCUUACCAGAGUCACAUGACGGCAAUACCGACUUAUGCCUGCAUGAAGGAUCGUAAUCUGUGCAAGUUUACCCUGUGCGCCGGCAUCAGCAUGCUGAUCUGCUGCGGCACGUACAGUGUCGUCGGUUAUUUCGGCUACGCCACGUUCGGCAGUGGCAAGGUCCCGAGCGAUAUCCUGCAAGGCUACACCGAUAAGAGUGCCGUGGUGACCGUAGCAAUAAUUGCAAUCGCGGUCAAGAACUUCACUACUUAUCCCAUUGUACUAUACUGCGGCCGAGACGCGCUUCUCGGGAUUUUGGAUGUGAGCCUCGAUCGAAUCGGCGUCCGGGUGAUGGUUACGUUGACCUGGUUCGUUUUGUCGUUGGUCAUCGCCAUUCUAGUGCCGGACAUCUCGCCGGUCAUCAACUUAUUGGGAUCGCUAUCAGCGAUGUUCAUUUUCAUGCUGCCAGGCAUCUGCCUCCUGCAGAACGUGUUCCUUGGAGAUCCGGAAUUGUACUUGAACAAGAACCGUUUGUUGGCCAUCUUCGCGAUCUUCCUGACCGCCCUUGGAGCCUUUGUGUGCGGCGUUGUGUUUAUGGAAGCUCUUCAAGAUCUACAGAAGACACCGCUCAAACCGCCAUUGGUCACCGGUUUUAGACAGCUUAGAGAGAGUCUGUGCGUUUGAUAAUAACGGUCAUAACACUCAAAAUAAACGUUAGACAUCGCGAUCUGAUAAACUUAGAGAUUUAUUAUCAUUGAUAACAAUCUGUUAACGGCGUGCCAUGCUCUCUGCAGAUCUCACAUGCAACUUGAUUCGAAUGAGACUGAGAAAGCUGAUUUGCAAUUCGACCAUACUUUAACUUUCGUUAAUGUUACAUUAAGAUGAAAAGAUAUAGUUAAGGCGUCAGAAAGACUGAUAUACAUAUAUAUACAAUUUUUACCGAUUAACUCAUUUACACGCAGAAUUGCGUGAAACUGAUUCUUUUAAACUUUUGACGUCUUCUGUUGUUUAAGAUGUGCUCAAGAAUAUAUAAGUAUAUUGUACUUGUGAAUGUAAAUAAAAAAUUUUUGUGAUAUUUUA
This is a messenger RNA of Temnothorax curvispinosus, 1905 nucleotides long. RefSeq names its product putative sodium-coupled neutral amino acid transporter 7. Gene Ontology annotation, biological process: amino acid transmembrane transport. Lineage: Eukaryota; Metazoa; Arthropoda; Insecta; Hymenoptera; Formicidae. Gene Ontology annotation, molecular function: amino acid transmembrane transporter activity. The transcript is spliced from 4 exons. The coding region runs from base 139 to 1509 and encodes 456 amino acids. The record is from RefSeq and is a predicted model, not a curated record.